Messenger RNA from Meira miltonrushii, 1120 nucleotides. RefSeq names its product putative 3-hydroxyisobutyrate dehydrogenase mitochondrial precursor. Lineage: Eukaryota; Fungi; Basidiomycota; Exobasidiomycetes; Exobasidiales; Brachybasidiaceae. The record is from RefSeq and is a predicted model, not a curated record. Gene Ontology annotation, biological process: L-valine catabolic process. Gene Ontology annotation, molecular function: 3-hydroxyisobutyrate dehydrogenase activity; NADP binding; NAD binding. The transcript has 3 exons. Bases 35 to 1120 code for a protein of 361 amino acids. Gene Ontology annotation, cellular component: mitochondrion.
CACUACUUUCUUGCUGCUUAUCCCACUAUCCAAAAUGUUGGUCACACCUAGAUUGAUGAUGCAAAGUGCGGGUAGAAAUAGGGCAAAAACGAUUGGUUUUAUUGGUUUAGGUGCGAUGGGACGUGAGAUGGCAACGAAUCUAUUAUCGAAAACAUUUCAAGCUUCCAAUGAUGCGGAAUUGACAUUUGUCGUUCAUGAUACUGUCGAUCAGUCCACGACUAGGUUUUUGACUGCUUCCACAAGUCUCUUCCCAGGACGUCAUAUCUUACCUGCUUCUUCGCCAGCAGGUGUUGCAAGUUUGGCAUCAACAGUGAUCACUAUGGUACCCUCUUCUCCUCAAGUAAAAGAGGUAUACAUGUCAGAAAGUGGAAUUUUGGAAGGAUUAAAAUCGCUGGGAAAUCCAUCAGAUCCAUCAAAUAGUACACUUUGUAUCGAUUGUACAACUUUAGAUCCUUUGGUAGCCGUUCAAGUUGCCGAUCAAAUCAAACGAGCAGUAACAUCGGAUGUUGGUGCAUUUGAUAUGGUUGAUGCUCCCGUAAGCGGUGGUACAGUUGGCGCUCGUGCGGGUACAUUAUCGUUUAUGGUUGGAUCUGAUUUACAUCAAUCAUUCACACAAGCUGAACAUACACUUCUGAAGAUGGGAAGUAGAGCGAUUCAUUGUGGUAAGAAUGGAAAUGGUUUGAUCGCAAAGAUUGCAAAUAAUCUUUUGUUGGGUAUUUCAAUGUUGGCCACAAGUGAAGCCAUGCUCUUGGGAACGGUACAUGGAUUAAGUCCUCAAAUUUUGGCUCACAUCAUUAAUACCAGUACCGGAAAGUGUUGGUCAAGCGAAGUGAACAAUCCUUGUCCUGGAGCAUUGCAUGGAACGGACAAAUCCCCACCUGCUGAAAGGGAUUAUGAAGGAGGCUUUGCGGCUAAAUUGCAAGCAAAAGAUCUUGGUUUAGCAUUGAGUGCUGCUCAACAAAAAGGUGUUCCAACGCCAUUGGGCAUGCUAGCAACAAACAUUUACAAGGCUUUAGGUGAAAAUCCCGAUUUUAUGAACAGAGAUUUCAGUGUAGCAUUCAAAGCUCUUUCUUCUGCCGUUGGAAAAAUUCCACAAACGGAAGAUUCUCCAGAAUUGUGA